CACACCUACGUCAUAUCCAACGGACCGAGAACAUGUCCUCCGGUGGAAGAAAGAGCUAGCCAGGAAGCGAACUGUUUUAACAACACUCAAGAAGUUCAAAGGCGGAUAUGUCGCUCCGGUCCGAAGCUCAGGCCUCACAGCGUUACAACCACAGCUGCUGAUGAACUAGACAUUUCAUAUAAAGUGUGAUUAUUACAAAGGAAUGAGCGAAACUUAGGCUAGCGACAGAAGUAGCUAGCUAGGCUAGUUGUGGUUAGCACGGGAGUUCUUUGUUUUGUUGUUCUGGUGGAGGUCUCUGCGAACAUGAAGAGAAGCUGCUGUGGACAGCUGUCACGUUAAUGCAGGUGUUUUAUAAUCAUGCACAUGGUGUGUUUAGCAGUGUUCAGUUAAAUAUAUAUUAAACAACACUAGUGUUAGCAGCUUUAGCAGGACAGAGCAGGUUGUAAUCGUCGGGCAGGACAGAGCUGGAGACACGAAGACAUGGGCAACUGUCUCAAGUCCCCGACAUCCGAUGACAUCUCUCUGCUUCAUGAGUCCCAGUCAGACAGGGCGAGCUUCGGUGAGGGGACAGACCCAGACCUGGAGCCCCCCCCACCCUACCAGGCUCACAUGCCCAUGUACCACCCGACGCCCAGUCAGGCCCGCCUGGCCACCCAGCUGACAGAGGAGGAGCAGAUCCGCAUAGCUCAGCGCAUCGGCCUCAUCCAGCACCUCCCUAAGGGCGUCUAUGAUGGAGGGCCAGACGGCUCAGAGAAGAAGAUCAGAGAAUGCGUGAUCUGUAUGCUGGAUUUUGUUUAUGGGGACCCCAUCCGAUUCCUGCCGUGUAUGCACAUCUACCACAUGGACUGUAUAGACGACUGGCUGAUGAGAUCCUUCACCUGCCCCUCCUGCAUGGAGCCCGUGGAUGCUGCCCUGCUCUCCACCUACGACGAGACCAACUGAUUUUUCACCCCCUCCUCCCUAAAGCUUAGAUCAAACACACAGCACCAACCCAACAACUGCCCUCUGAUACAGAGUGAGAAGAGCUUAAAAGAUGUUCCCCCUGGUCUAAACAAUAAGCUGGUCUUAAACAUCGGUUACACAAACUGUUUCCAGACGACCCUUCAUGAUUGUGUGUGUCUGUCACGCUGACGGUUAGCAUGGAGGGUGUGUGUGUGAGCUGUUUGAUGGCUGUGCACUUCCACUUGAGCCGGUCUCAGUGGUGUUUCCCCCCCCCCCACCCCCCAACUUACCCCAGUUCACCUUCAUUCCCAGGAAGUCGUCAUUAGAAUGGAAAAUAAGGUCAACAGGUGAUCGUCCAAAAAUGCUACGAGUUGUUGCUAGAAAUCUGUUGGGUUCCAUUUGAGGUGGCAACAGUAAGAUUUCCUCAACAUAGUGAUCUCCUGAACAUGCUCUCACAGUUAAAUGGCCCUACACUUUGGAGGUACAGCUGAAAUUUACACUAUUGGUGUUACAUAAUUCAAAAGAAAUCACUAUCCAGUCUUUCAGGAUUACAAAAGAAAUCACAAGUUAAAUAUACACUUACAGGAGAUCCAGACGACAUGAUGUUCGGCUGCUCCAAAUGGCCAGACUUUAAAGAAAAUGCUUUGAGCCGAAGGGAAAAUUAUGUCUGAUGGUAAUGUUUCACGAGGCGGUUUGUUAAAUAGCUGGCAGCCAAUGUAAAGGGCUCAUUUGUGCAUGGGCAGGUGGAUCAGUCAGUCAGUCAAAGAUUAGAAAUGCUUGCACACACUUUUCAUCUGAUCCAGAGAUUUGCACUUUACUUAUAGGACAGUAUCUAAACAAUAUAUUAAUAUAUGUACCCUAUAACCUUGCACUAUCAAUACUUCAUUCCUUUAUUUCCUGAGAUGCAAAAGUUACAUAACUGAAAAGGUGUUUUCAAAGCUGUCGGUAGUCACUUAUCACAUUGAGGUAAAACCUGAAGAUGUAUUUAAUGAAAUCUGUGAUUCAGUAGUAAGAGCCUCCGCUUUGUUCCGCUUGACUUUUUCCUUUUUGUGUGUUUUUGUGUGUUUAUUGAAGGGACAGAGGCUUGCUACAGUUUAAAGGAGAAGUUCAACAUUUUGACACAACAAGAAGACGUCAAUCUGAUUCUGUGUGUUCAUUUUCUCCUGGAGCCUAGGAGGAGAUUAGCUUAGCCUAGCCUAAAGACUGUAAGCAGGGGUAAACUGCUCCAAAAUACACCUAACAGCAUCUCUGAAGCUCAGCAAAUGUUUUGGCCGGAGAUAUAGUUGCUUUUAAAUUCGCUAGCUAGCUGUUUCCCCCUGCUUCCAGUCUUUAUGUUAAGCUAAGCUAAUAGCCUUUCUCAUCUAGCUUCAUACUUGGCUUACAGACGUGAGAGAGCUUUCAAUCCGCUCAUCGAAGAAUAAGCAUUUUUCAAAAUGUUGAACUGUUCCUUUAAGAAAGAGAAGAAGCUGAAUUUGAGGCGAACCUGAAACGGUUAAGUUCUGAAUCCACAUUAGUACAAAGUCAUUUUCUUUAUUUCCACAUUUGUCUCUUUGUGUUAUACUAUAGUUAAUUAUUCUUUGUUUUCCAUUCACUGUUGCAGCAGUUAAAAUCAUCUCCUCUUGAUUUGUGACAUUGUUUGGUGAAGGUGUGGCUGUUUUUUCUGUUGUGUUUUAUCGUUUUGUUAUAUUUGUGUAAACUCCACUUUGUAUUUAGGACAGCAAGUAUAUCACUUUUACACUGGUUUAAGUCUGACUGUGCAAACCUCUGUCCCAAAUGAGUUUCAGCGUGUGAGAGAAUUAUUUUAUCGUGUGGUAGUCACAACCGAGAUAUCAAGAUUUUCAUUAAGCUUUUCCUUUGCUGUGUUUUUCAUUUUAAGUUUAUUCUGAAAAUUUAUAUUUCCCUGUAAUCUUGUUUUAUUUCUUUCAUUUUGGAAGGCUAGAAAGCCAUCAUGUUAAAGAAAAAAUAAAGAUAAAA
This is a messenger RNA of Anoplopoma fimbria (sablefish), 2916 nucleotides long. RefSeq names its product RING finger protein 11-like. The coding region runs from base 481 to 942 and encodes 153 amino acids. The transcript is spliced from 3 exons. Lineage: Eukaryota; Metazoa; Chordata; Actinopteri; Perciformes; Anoplopomatidae. The record is from RefSeq and is a predicted model, not a curated record.